AUGAGAACAGAAUUUGUCGAAAAUUUGGGACAGGGAGCGUUUUCAAAAGUCCAAAAAGCUAAAUUGAAAGACGGUUUGGAGUACUUUGAUUUGGAGAAAUCAAGCAGAAGCGAAAUGACUAUUGCCAUCAAAAAAUUGCGUGGUAAGAGGGAACUUCUUGUGCACAUAAAAUGAUAUUAUAGCGCUCAUUUAUCAAUCGUCUCACGAGACUCGCUUUGUUAUUAACCAGGACAUUUCGGUCGCUUACUGCUGGUCUUCAUAUCACAACAUUGUACUGUGUUAUUUGGGAGAUACCUUAGCUGACUUAUGUUUGGUUUCAAAGGUGACAGCAACGUCCCUUAAAAAAUGAAUUUACGCACUUUCAAACUUUAUCGCGUCUAUUUGAACCCGCCCACUGAUUUGUCAAAUGUUGGCGAAUUUUACCGGAGUUGAAUUCUUAAGAUUUUUUCCUGGCUCCAAAAGAGAAAGGAAAAUUCGUCGGCGUAUGUUCACGUCCUCCUUAAGACUUCGCAUUAGGAGGUUUCACGUGGAAUGAAUACUUUCAAGAGGUUAGGAUAAGGCACUUCUUCCGAGGAAGGCGGUAAAUUGUCUUAAGUGUCACGUAAUCAAAAUAACCAAGCGAUAAUAUUAAUCAACGAUCUGCUUUCUGUUAAAGACGGUGCAAGCGAAGAGGAAAAAAGGCAAUUCCUGGAUGAAAUAGAACUCAUGAAAGAGGUGGGGAAACAUCAGAACGUGCUGAGUUUCCUUGGCUGUUGGACGACAACGAAACCAUUUCUUUUGAUCAUGGAGUAUGUUGCUCAUGGAGACUUGCUUCGUUGGCUUCGCCGAAAAAGAAGUCAGGUAUUUCUGUUAAAAAAUAAAAUAAAAUAAAAUAAGCUAUUGACCAUUUAGCGCCGAUUUUUUUCAUCAAACGCCCACAUUUUCUGCUUGAAUUCUGGUUUGAUUUUCAGACGGAUUUUGUGAAUGCAUGAGAAUGCCAUACGCAAAAUUCGAGCUCAUCAAUUGCUACACUUUCAGUCGACGCCAUGUUGAAUUUUGAGCACGAGUCAAGGGUUCCAAAGGAAUUGUGAAUGAAAAUAUUGGCUAAUUUGAUUAGUUAAUGUUUUACAUUUGCCGUAUUAAUCCACGCGUAAUAAAAAAGUCAGUAGACACGAGGGAGCGUUUUCAAGUUCGUUCAAUUUGCCCCGGGAGCUUGCUCCCAAACCCCUCGUGUGUAUAGGCCUUAAUGGAAAGAGAUGCUAAGCAGCUUUAAAUCGAGCCGGUACUCAGUACUUAUGUCGUGCUGCCACUUUCAUGAAUGUACAGUUAAAUCCCGCUUUACACACACCCGUUAAUACGGACUCCUCAUUAUAACGGACAGCUUGCUUGGUACCCGGGAGAAGAAACCCCUUACCUUUUCUCUAAAUUCAACCCCCUUAAUACGGACACCCCGCUAAUACGAACACUUUCUAUGCUCCCUCAGUGUCCGUCAACGGGGUUUGACUGUAAGAUGCAGUAAUAACAUAUAAUGUUUAAGCAACAUUUAUUAGAAAGUAUUUAUCAUUUUGAUAAAACGGACGGCAUAGGCAACUUAUCUAUUUUGUGGCUGCUGUCGUUAUUACCUUCACAGAUGAGCAGUUCGACCCUGGGAAACGCAGAGGCCCGUUUGAAGAACGAAGAACUGUUUGCCGGAACAAGGAAACAGAGUGUCACUGUUCAUCAGGUAUGGAGCUACUUGGGCAAACUAACACAAUAAGAAAAACACCCUGUCCAAACGAAAAAAUCUAUGGAUGCUGCUUCUCAAAGACACAAAAUUAUGCUUCACUGUAGGUUUACUUUCAGAUUGGUCUCUUCAUUCGUCAUGACAAGUUGUUUAUGUGACUACGGUAAAUAGCUAAAGCUCUACGAUUAUCGUCAAAAGUGAUAGGAAGGCUUCUACUUUCUACCCUUUGUCCCUCGCCCAAUGUUGAACAAAACUUAAUUGUUUAUGCGCUUAAUUGUUGUGUUAUAAACCCAACGUUGAAUAGGGGGAAAGGGGGGAGGGGACGGGGAAAAUUUGGUGGAAGGAAAGCCAUCUUUCGUGAGGAUUAGAAUGAACUGCUUUAAAGCUGAACAACCUUCCCAACUGCUUUUAUCGGGGAUUGUAGAUUCGACAGAGCUACCACGCACGUUCGCAGGAAAGGAAGAAAAUACAAACAAUUUUCCCGCUCGAUUAGGUAUUCGCCGAGUCAUCUGGACUUUCUCGGGUGAGGGUUUGUUUCCUGUGGCUGUAUCUAUUUUCCUCAAAUCAAAUUACUUCUCUGCGUCAUUGAUGUAUUUCGCUACUUCUCCGGGCUAAGAUUUAUGGUGACUUACAGUUUUAAAUUUUAGCAGGGAACUUGAUCUUGCUCUUCAUCAUGACUUAAGUAUGGUGUGGCAUAGGAAAAGAAGACUGGAAGACAGUCGAGUUUUGUAAGAGGACAGGGUUUUCUAAGUCAGCUCUUUAUGAGUUAUACGAACAAAAAAUUGAUACUGAUGACGAUGAAGAAUGUACAAUACUCAUUAUUGUAUUUUCCACAUUAACUUAUGUAAAGGAUAAAUUUGCUUUUGGCUGAAAUAUGUCGUAAAAAUAGCACAGUGAGGAGUACAUCUGGGGAAAAGAUGGUAAAUAGCAUAUUCGCAUACGAAUCUACACUGGGUGGUAUGUAAGGGACAAAUGUGGCAUUUGCCAUCUUUUCCUCAGAUUUACCCUUUCGUUUUCACAUUUUUGCGACAUAUUUGCCAGAAGCAAAUUUGUGCAAAUGUGUUUCUUUUCGCCCAGUUGGAUGAGUUGGCAGAAAACACUGGGGACGAAUGUGACUACGACUGCGAAUCGUUCAUUCCAUUUGAUCUCAUGUCAUUUGCCCGGCAGGUUGCCCGUGGAAUGGUAAGGAAUGUUCUGUCGUUGGUUCGGUAAAGGCAAGUCGAAACUGAAUGAGAAAGAGUUGCAAAGACCUCGGAAACUACUUUGAAAACCCGCUGAUAGCAAGUUCAUGAACAGAAAAAGUUGGUCUUAAAAACAAAGUUUCUCCUUGUGUCUCUAAACUCUCUUCUUGGUAUCUGGCACGGUUAAAAACUGUAUAUUAACAUUAUUCUGUUUAUAAAUUGUUUGAACAUGCAACUUACUAAAACAGUCUGAGUGUUUAUUCAAAAACAGCGAACCGGGUUCGUAUCAACAUCAUUCUCGAUUUUAUAGAACAUUUUAACCCUAUUCAGACCGUUUUAAUUCUUUUGUUGUUUCCUGCUCGAAAAUCGCUCAUGGUACGGCCACCAAAAUUGCAAAUAAUAACGUAUACAUCGCCUAAACGAUUGACAUAAUGACAUAAUCUCACGUCAUUGUGAUGUCAUAUUGUUGAAUUUAUUGGCGGAAUCCAAAUUUCAUCAAUUUUCUCCUCUCAAGGUAGACAUAAAGAAAAAAUACUUAAAUAUGUGUCUGAUAAAAUCAAGAUAUCAACUAACACAUGAUCUUAUUAUGACGUUAUUUAUUAUUAAAGAAAGAACUUGAACCAUCUGCCAUCUUGGAACCCGCCAUUUUGAAUAAAUCAAAUGUAUAUCAAUUUACCUAAAACUAAUAUAAAUGAAAGUAAUUGUGAUAGACUGUAGAAUGCAAAAAAUCUGCAAGUUAUGAAAUUCUUUAAAGGAAAUAAACACCAGUACUGUUGAAAAUUGAACUCAUCGUCUACCAUUUGCUCAUUCUGAAUUUUUCUCAAAUUUGCAACUAAAAAGCCUAGACUACAUAAACAGUUUUAACCAAGUAAACUAGAAAAGAAAAACCUUUUUUCAUAGAAAAUACAAAGAAAUACAAAGGCUGUCAAAAUUCGGAUGCCAUGGCGACGUCAAUGUUGACAUAUACACCACGACGACUUGGAAAUGUUCCUAGAAAAGAUUUUGAACGGUUUUACCCUGUUUAUGUUUUUACCAAAGUAAAAAUGACAUGCUAACAAAUGCAGGUUGUUGACGCAAGAAGGAACUUCAUAGGAAACUGAAUUUAGGAAUCACUGGGAAGACCAUAGCCUACCCCUGGCUUCCCCACAAAAUGACACCUGAGAAACGAGUGCAGAAAUUCCCAGAUCUUGGUAGUGCCUCUGAUUGGUCGUACCGAGUGGGAAAUUUGCUUCAACCAAUCAGAUCUGGGAAGUGACGCGUCAUCAGUAUGGAAUUUCUGCGCUCGUUUCUCAGACGUUAUUUCGCGGGGAAAGCGAUGGUGGCUUCGCCAAUUUCUCAGGCCAGGAAGACCGUAUCAAGGCACGUCUUAAUCACUGUAUUCAAGGCAGUAAUGCCGCCUUUAAAUGGACUUAAAGUCUGAAAAUGACGGUUUGAUAUUGUAUACAAGAAUUUAAGUAGUUUUGGCUUAAGUGGUAGUGACAAAACAAACCUCAGAGGUUCUCGUUUGCAAGAAAUCCUUAGUCCCGAAAUCAUUAUCUUAAGAAAUUUCAGCUGGCGGAUAAAGCCCAGUAAAUUAUACAUGGGCAUUUUAACUACGGUAGAUUAAACUGGCAUCGGAUUAUCCUUUAAAUUAAUUAUUUGCAAUUUUCAGAGCUACCUGGCAGAAAAAGGCCUUGUUCACAGAGAUCUAGCCGCGCGAAACAUCCUUGUGGCACACGGUAAAAAGCUUAAGAUUGCUGACUUUGGCUUGAUGCGGGAAUUACAUCGUGGGAUGUACGAAGUGAAAAGGCAAAAGAGACUGCCGAUCAAAUGGAUGGCCCCAGAAUCACUGUAUGAACAAAUUUUCAGUUGCAAGAGUGAUGUGUAAGUAAAAAGUAUAACAUAGUCUACACACUACAGAGCAGAGAUUAGAUCGGUAAGAUCAAGACCAACCCUAGUGAAAAACCAAACCUGCCGUUUUCAGUUCUUCCACUUUUUUCAUUGUUUUCACGCUUUUCUUUAUAUUUUGAAAGUAAACGGAUAACUGAGUAUGGUACGAAAAAAGCCAAAAUACUGCACUGGUAUCAAGUGUGAAGCUGGCUUUCAACCUUAAGUAGGCAAGACCCCAUUUAGACGGGUCCGGACAAAUUUUUGAUCACACAGUUCUAUCUAGGAUUUUUCGUUUGGGGGAGAAGUCCCGAGUGGCCUAAGGACACGAGCUCAGUCCUAGGGGGAUCUGGGGGCAUGCCCCCAGAAAUUUUUUCAGAUGAAUAUGCGCUGAGAUGCAAUCUGGUGCAUUUUGAGACACAAUUGUGUCCUUAGACAGGGAUUACUUACUUCAUUUGCACUGACCCCGUCGCGUCUGGAUGAUUCUCCGAUAUAGUUACUUCUAUACUGUAAUAAUAACAAUAUUUUUGGGGGGAAGCUGGACAUUUUGGGGAGAAAGCUUCUACCCCUCAAAUACCCUAGAUAGAACCCUGGAACGGACAAACUCUUGUACGAGUCCGCCUCUCCUUUACACGGAACCGGCCAGGACCGGCGGAUACGCGCACGUUUUUGAACAGAAAAGAGUACUAAGAUUUGUGGUUUGUAUAAACGGGUUACACAGGUAAAAAUUCGUCCGUUCAAAACUUUGUCCGAAGCCCUGUAGUGAGAUAUGUCCAGAAAUGCACGCAUUGGCGAAAACGGCAGAAAUGGCGAUUAAUCGCCAAAAUCGACAAACUGUGAACAAAAUUUCAAAUGAGAUGGCAAAGGGGCCCUUUGGAGAGUGGCAAUUUUGGCGAGAAUGGCGUUUUGGCAAAAAUGGCAGAAAUGGUGGCAAUCGCCAAAAUCGCCAAACUGUAAACAAAAAUUCAAAUGAGUUAGCAAAGUGGCCCUUUGGAAAGUGGCGAUUUUGGCAAAAAUGGCAGAAAUGGCGAUUAAACGCCAAAAUCGCCAAAUUGUAAACAAAAAUUCAAAUGAGAUGGCAAAGGGCCCAAAAAGUGGCGAUUUUGGUGAAAAUUCGUUACAAAAGGGCCAGUGUUCGUUAAGCCAACCAAACCAAAUUUCAUGACCCACAGCUAGUCCACUAAUUACUCGAGGAGAGACCCACCAAGUCCUUGAAAUGAUACUGACUAAUUCCUUACCAUGGACACUCUAACUUUUGAGGUUCGAUGUAGACCUAAACAAUCGACUGCUAAACGCGAGGAACCGUGCGUUUCGCAGCCGGUUUUGAUUUAAGCUGCCUCACAAGUUAAUGGAACCGAUGUUAAGAGAAUUGACACCAAUGAGGAUUCAGGGGCACCCAACAGCAAUUUUCGGGAAAAUAUCUGUUCGGAAGACGAUUUGAGAACUAGAAUUUUCGGAACAUUUGUUGUAAAAUUUCUUGCUUGCCUGCCUCUCCUAGGAUUUUCGAACAUCUACAAAAUGGUAUAAUUACCAAUUUUAAACGGAUAUUUACCCUAAAAAAGGCCACCUAGAAUUUUCGGGAGCCUUUUCCUGGCUGAAAUUUUCGAAAAGGUGAGUUUUGAUCCCUAUAAUUUUCGGAUCACUAGACUUUCAGCUAGGAAAUCCGAACAGAUGAAAAGUUUUUAGGGGAUAAAAAUAUGCCUAUAUCUACCGUUUAAAUACUAAAAUGCGUUCAACAAUGCUAUGUUAAGUGGUUUUGAACUAUAACCUCGUUGGGUGCCCCUGAGGAUUGUUUAGGUCUACAUCGAACCUCAAAAGUUAGAGUGUCCAUAGUAAGGAAUUAUUAUCAUUUCAAGGACUUGGUGAUUGUCUCCUCGAGUAAUUGGUGGAUUAGCUGUGGGUCAUGAAAUUUGGUUUGGUUGGCUUGAACGAAUACUCUCUCCCUUUUUUAAGGCUUUGAAAAGAAUAAACCAUAAAAAAGCAAAUGAUGCUAGUGUGAUAUUUCAGCGCAUCACAUUACUUUUGGUAAGUCAAGCGACAUCGAAAGUAAGAAAAUGUUUACUUAACCUGUGAAGUACAUGGCACAAAUACAUAAGCUUAAGUGAAACGACUUCCAUUCGUUGUUUUCAGAUAUAUUUGAUUCAGUUGUAUUUGAUAAAUAUUACUUCACAGUUAAAUAAAGCCGUUUUGUGAUAUAUCUGAUUCAGUUGUAUUUGAUAAAUGUUGCCUCACAGCUUUUGGGGCCUCUUAUUAGGCAUGUAAUUUGAACUUUUUUUUAGUAAUGUUGCCUCACAGUUAUAGGGACGUCUGUAGUUAUCUAAUUUGAAGGGGCAACUUUUGGCAUCCAAUUUGAAUAUUUGCCACAUUCUGGAUAUCGCCAACCCCUUGGCGAUUUUCGCCAAAAUCGCCGGUCUCCUAGGGGUCGGGACGUUUAUCGCCAUUAUCGCCAGCCCUCUGGCGAUUUUCGCCAAAACCACUAAUUUUGCCAAAAUCGCCAGUCUCCAAGGGGCCUCUUUUGGCAUCCAAUUCAAAUCGCCAGCGGCUGGCAAUUUUUCGCCACUUUUGCCAUUUUCGCCAUUGCAUGCAUUUCUGGACAUAAGUGAAACAAACGGACAAAUAUACUAGACAAAUAAAACAAGAAUUUCUCUAACCAGACAAUGAUCAGUUGUGGAUUCACACUCCCCCCCCCCCCCGAUUUAUCCAACAGUGGUUUUCAGUGGUGCUUUGUAAAUUCAUUUUCUUUUCUGCAGAGGGUUUCGUGUCUUUUUGUUUUUCUUUGUCUCUAAGAUAGUCUAAAAUUGAAUAACUUUAUGAAGAGUUACAAAAUCCAUGCACACGGAUAAAUCACUAUCCACUGGAUAGCGCAAUUGGUUUCCCUAACACUUAUCCGUUGGAAAGUGAUUUAUCCGGUGGAUAGCGUUUAAUCCAACUUUUGAACAACUGGGGCCAGAUGUUAACGUGCAGGAUCUUGACAUCCAUGUUAGUGCGCUCAUAUGUUUUGUGAUUCUUGCGUUAAGUUGCUGUUGUUGUUUUUUCUUUUCGUUUUGAUAAAAUAUAGUUUGAAAACAAAACUGAUGAAUUCGCUUAUUAAAUGCUAAAUAUCAAAAACUUGAGAUAACCAUUAUAUUACUUUUUUUUUUUCACAGUUGGUCGUUUGGAGUUGUCAUGUGGGAAAUAGCAACCCUUGGUAAUGUAACAAAAUGACAGGUUCUUUUUAGCAAAUCGAUACACCCACUAAGAAAAAAAGUCGAGAGAGGAUGGAGCCCCCUUGAAUGCUUUGCUACGUUUACCAUGUUUUGCUACUGAUUAAGAGUUUAAAAAGUAGUCCAUCUUGGGUUCCUCAAGAUAUUAUAAAAAGCAUUGGCUAUAGAGAUCCUGGCAAAUCGUACGUUAUUCAAAUUGACCACCAUCUUACAUUGUACUGAUAACUUCGAUUUAUGCAAAUAGUUUAGAGACCAGAUUACAACGUAGUAGGGGGCUCCUGAAUCCCGAGUGCACUUUAGAAACUAAAGUACUCGAAUUCUGUUAUUAGUCUCGCUUGCCUUAGCAAGCCCUUUUUUCAUCGUAUUUAGUACACAAAAAGGCGUUUGUGUUCCCAGGUGUUCCUACUGCAGACCGUGGAAACUGGGACUAAGAAUCAUUGGUUGACCGAAGCCACGCAUGUUUUGCGACAAAAAAUUAAGAAAGAUUAAAUUUAGAGCUUUUCUACAAGAGGACGGCCCAUGAAUUCUACCGCUUAAAAGCGUUAAUUACUUUGGAACAAGUGAACACUACAGUGGUCGGAAAAAAAGAACAAUCUUUUUAAAAUUAGCAAAACCGGGAUGGUUGAGUGUUGUACACUUUCAUUGUAUGCAAAUGGGUCUUGUGAUGAGCAUGCGGUUUAUUCAAUUUUCGGCGAUGAUUGAAAUGAUGUGCCGUGUAAAUCACUUUUGUGAUCUCUGGCAAUGAUGUAAUUUUUCUGGAAUCGAGGCUGUUGAAUUUUCGUUUAUUUAUACACGCGUAUAGCCUGCGACCGCAUACGUAUUUCCGGUCGUCACUAACACGCGUUCUUUAGCGAGUGAAUCCUGUUUCGUGAAGAAUUAAUCACCUCCUCAUUUCUCGAUCUCAUCUUCAAGCAGGCGAGACUUAACGCCGGUGUAAGAGCGUUCUUUUUGAAAAAAUUUUCAUAGUCUAUAGAGUUUAUACUUUUCUCUUUUUUCCUCUUUUAACCUAAAUUAAACUGUAAUUUAAUCAAAGGGCAAGUAAUUAGUUUAACUAUAUCCUGCCCUCUCCAUGUAUUCUUGUAACCUGAUAUUUAAUUCUACAAAUAGCAUCUUCAUCUUCAAAUCUUGUAAUACAAUAUAAAUGGCUUGUAGAAUAAAUAAAGGAAACAGUGUUUCUGGCACAUUUUCAUUACUUUUCUUUGUUUCGAAAAAACUUCUAGUCUUAAUCGGGUACAAAAUUAUGAAGAGUUCAUCAAUGCGUAAUGACUGUUCCGGGAACAAUCAAUUUUUGGUCUAUACUUUAUAGGUGGUUCGCCGUAUCCGCUAUUAAAUAAUAUCGAUGUCAUGAGACGUCUAAAGACAGAAUACCGCAUGGAAAAGCCCGACUUGUGUCCUGAUGACCUGUAAGUUUUUUUUAAAAAAAUGUUGACUAGCGACGGAAAAAAGGAUUUUUUUCCCUUUAUCUUUCUUGUUGGUAGUUCACUGACAACUCCAUUAUAACAAAUAGAUUAUACGUAGACUGGACUAUAUAAUGAUUUAGUAAAAUCCAACUAAAGGUCUAUUAUCAAUGCUGCGUUCUGAUUGGUUGAGCUACUACUGGGCUAUAUGUUAUAGCCCACCAGUAGCGAAAAGCGUUGGCUUUGAAAACCAAAACAAUGGCGGCUGAAUUGCGUUUUGCUAGCUAAUUAUUUUUUAUUCUCGAUAUUUUUGACCAACUAGUUGGAUUUUGCUAAAACAAUUAUUCCUCUUGCCUUCAUGGCCUCUGAGUCAAUAGACCAUUCGGCCUUCGGCCUCAUAGGCUAUUGACUCAGAGCCUAUUCGGGCUCUAGGAAUAACUUUUAAAUAUUUUUUCGAGAUCGUAAAUAGAAGUCUCGUGACAAUGAAGUCGAUUGGGAGUACCUCCAGGCUGCAGUGCGCGCAGUGUGCGACGCUUCACAAAAAAAUUAUUACAGCAACUCUUAGACAACUUGGAUUUCUCAGUAAUUAGGGUAUAACAUAAGCGUCGACUGAAGACUGGAUGUUUAAUACAUAAAAAAAGUUUGCUACUUCUUGGAUGUUUCCGAAAGGCUUUUUAACUCUCAUUAUUCACAAUUAUCCCCCACACAUGCUCCACGGUUGAACUUGCGUGAUUUGAAAAAAUGAAAAUAUACAUAUAUGGGUUAAACGUAAAGCAUGAGCUCGUGGGUUGGUGUAUGUGUGCCCCUUGCUUUGAUUUACUGGUAAUUCGUGAUCCACCUUCCCCUCGCAUGUCGUGGUGGAACUGCUGUGCGGUUCCCAGCCAACAGCUCCCACUUGUGUCGUGUAGAGCUGGCGCUUGAUAGACUGCUUUGCACUCACCUCCUCAGUAAGGAGUUUUGAGGUUAAAGGUUAAAAAGGUUAAAGGCAUGUUUAUAGUGGAAGGUGCACUUAGCUAGGCAGCUAAUUUACAGGCACUCCACUCAAAUAUUUAGAACCAAAUAAUUCAAAUACAACAUAACAGGAUUAAAAACCCCAACUGGCAGAAGGCAACCAGUUGGCUAUUUACAAGCGUGGCCGAGAAUUUGAACUCGGGACGACCGAGCACAAAUCCAGCAAGUGGCCAGAGCGGGACUCGAACCCGGGACCGCCGGAUUGCGAGUCCGACGCGCUGACCACUCGGCCACGCUGCCUCCCUAAAACCCAUAUUUGACCCGGAGAGACAGACAAGUAGUAAAGCCCAACAGGCUUGACCUUUAGGCUUUAGGGCAGUUCAAGGACUGUGAGAGACAUUUUUUUAUAAAGGAACGGUGACAAUUACAUUUUUUAUUAUCAUUAUUGCUAGUUAUAGCUAUCGCUAAGUGCCAACAAGCAAAGAUUUCAGGGGCAGUGGCAACCCCAGACAGCUUUUUCGCCCGUAUUGGGUCCCACCUGCGUGGCACGGCGCGAGACACGGGUUUUCGCCGUUCACUAACCCAACGGCUGUGCCACGCAGGUGGGACCCAAUACGGGUGAAAAAGCUGUCUGGGGUUGCCACUGCCCCUGAAAUCUUUGCUUGUUGGCACUUAGCGAUAGCUAUAACUAGCAAUAAUGAUAAUAAAAAAUGUAAUUGUCACCGUUCCUUUAUAAAAAAAUGUCUCUCACAGUCCUUGAACUGCCCUAAAGCCUAAAGGUCAAGCCUGUUGGGCUUUACUGCUUGUCUGUCUCUCCGGGUCAAAUAUGGGGUUCCACUGCUCUCUUUGGGAAGCUGGGAGUGCUAUUCUUGUGAUGGUGGAUCUGGCAGCACUGCAGGAGGUGCAGCUUGAUUAGACUUGGCAACCGUCAGGUUUGCUCUGUUCUCUAAUGACAGUUCAGGAUUUAUCUCUUGUUCCGGGGCGGGGCAAACUCGUAGAUGCUGUCUGUUACGGCGGUAGUUUCUUCCGUCUUCAGUUUGCACUACAUAAGAUCUUGGGGUUUGGUGAUGUCUUAAAAACUGUUGCUGCUCUCCAUAGUUUGCUAUCCGUCUCAGGCUGCAUUCUCACGUUAGUACCCUGUUUAAGUUCCUACAUACUCUUGCUGGCAUAGCGGUUAUCGUUCUUUUUCUUUUGUUCUUUAGUCUUCUUCAGGUGUUUGGAGAUUUCAUUCUGAUUGUUGCUGGUUGGAGUAAGCAAACUUUCCAUCAUAGGCAGCUCAUUUUUCAGUCGGCGUCCCAUAAGUAGUUGCGCUGGUGACAGCCCGAUGCCUGGCAAUGGUGUUGUUCGAUAAUCCAGCAGGGCUAGGUACUUUUCAUCAUUAUUUCGGUACAGGUUCCUUACUGUUUGAAUCGUUCUUUCAGCUUCGACAUUGGCUUCUGGAUAAUGCGGUAAGCUGGUUGUGCGCUUGAACCCCUAAUCCUUUACGAACUCUUUAAAUUCACUGUUAGUGAACUGGGGGCCAUCAUCUUAGACUGCUUCAGGUGGGAUACCAUGGACUCCAAACUGCCUCUUCAGCUCUUCUACCACAGCGCCACUUCUUAAGGAUUUCAGCUUAGUGACUUCCGGGAACUUGUUACAGUAGCACCCAGAGAGUAAAUAAUGUUCUCCGCGAAAUUCAAACAAAUCUGUUCCGAUCUUCUUCCACGGAAGUGAUGGUGGAAUAGUAGGUUUGAGAGGCUCUCAGGGCUGCUUGUUAGCGUAGUGUUCGCACACACCAUAAUUGGUCACCAUCUGCUCAAUGUCCACUGACCGACAUUCCAGGCCAAAAUAGCAUAUCCCGGCCUCUCUGUCUGCACUUGACUUUCCCAGAUGCCUCUUGUGAAUCUGACGAAACAUUUCAGCUCUCAUGCUUUUUGGGACUAUCAGGCGAGUCUCUUUGAAGAGAAGUCCAUCUACUGUUGCAACUUUAUCUCGAAAUGACCAGUGGGGUCUUGCUUCGGUAGGAACUUGCUGCUUAGUAUCUGGUCACCUAUUCGUCACCAUGGUACCAACUGCCUGCAACUCAGCUUUGAAUUCUUCAUAUCGCUCCUCCGAGACAGAGAGGACCAGGUUUAUUUAUUGAAAGGCCUCCUAUCCUUCCUUCUCAGCACUUGGUACAGCUGCUCUGCUUAGGGUGUCUGCUACAAUUUGUUUAUUCCAAGGAAUGUAUCGGACUUCGACGUCAUAGCCACGCAGAUUGAGGAUCAUCUUCUGAAGUCUCAAUGGAACUUGUGACAAUGGUUUUGUGCUUUUGCCUGCAAGAAUUGUGGUCUGUUUCAACAGCUGUACUUCUGCCAUAUAUGUACUGGUGGAACUUGCGACAAGCAAGCACAACGGCUAGCAUCUCGGCUUCGAUGGGAAGCAUAACAUACAGGCUUGCUGUCUUGCAAGAGCACAGCUCCAAGCCCCUUGACACUUGCAUCGCACUGAAUUACUACCGGUUUGGUUUGGUUUUACUGAAGCAUAGGUGCUUGCGAUACGAGUUGCUUAAUCUUCAUGAAGCUGUCUUUCUGCGGAAGGUCCCAAUGAAACAACACAUUUGACUUACCUAGUUCUUGCGGUGGAGCGACUUCACUUCACAGGCUUGGCAGGUACGGGGUCAAGAACUGCACAAAUCCAAGGACUCGUUUUGCAUCUCCUUUGCUCUCUGGUUCCGGCAUCUCUUGAAUUGCUUUUACCUCGUGGGGGUCAAUCUUAAGGCCAUCAGCUGUCAGGAGAUGUCCCAGGUAUGGAACUUGUGUCUGACGGAUCUUGCAUUUCUCUAUGUUAAGCUUUAAGCCUUGCUUUGAUGCUCUGUAGACCUUUGCUGACAUAACAUUGGGUUUCGCACCACUAUCCAGCUGAAAUCGUACCUGAGAAUCUUUUAUUUCGGCGGUUACAUAGAACUCCUCAUCUUCCUUCACAUGCUUGAUUUCAAUGAGUACACAAAGAGGGUAAUUCUUACUCACUUUCUUCUUCUUCUGGAUCAGAGUCCUCUACUUCUUCAAGAUUGUGGAAUUCUUUUGAUCUGCAGGACUUUGUAUCUUCUUACAGAGUCCGCACUUUUGUCCCAUUGCUGGUCAUUUCUUAUGGGUCUUAUCAUAACCACAUCUACCACAUUUAUCUUUGGUCUUGCUAGUCUCAGGUUUCUUCUCUUUACUUUUAAUUCGUGGACGCAUUUGUUUUGCAUGUUUCUUCUUUUCUAUGGCAUUCACAGUUGGCUUCACCCUUCGAUAGCUUUUUCAGGCUGUUUAAAUUCAUUUCGUGGUUUCGACUAAUUUCAACUGCUUUUUCAAGCGUCAAUUCUUAGGCCAAAUCGAGAUACUUUUCCCGAACUUUUGUGGACUUACGGCGGAAAAAGAUCGCAUCACGAACCAUACGCUCCUCUUCUUGAUAGUCACAAUCUUUGACGAAAAUGUUCAGAUCUGUCGCAAAGGAUUCAAAACUCUCGCUCUCUCCUUGGUGUCUUUCAUUGAAUUCCAAGGCAGCCAUAAUGUGCCUUUUUUUCUAAGCGCGCAAUACUCUUCAAACUUUUGCAGCACUACCUUCAGUUUCAAAUCGUCUUCGGGCUUUGCGAAUGCGAAUCCUUCGAAUAAAUCUAAUCCUUUGUCACCUACCCACAACUUUAAGUAGCUUACUUUCACGCCGUCUUCUUUUUCGUGCAGGGGACCAUCGAAGAUACAAGAGGCUUGUUGGCAAAAACGAGCCAUUCUUGGUUUAAGUCUUGUCAUCUCUGGACUCUUGUAUUUCGCUAUUGUCGUCGAAUUUCCGCGCAUUACACACGAAAACAUAAUUGAUGGGAAUACUCCGUCCUUUUUCGGGGAAAUGUCAGCUCGAUGGCUGAAUUGGGCGAGGAUUUUCUAGUUCUCUCUGACACCAUGUAAGAUAAUAAACUAGUCAAGAUGGCCGACAGUGAAAGCAUGUGUAUUCCCAAAGUCAGUCACGUGACAUAUAACAAAUGACUUGCUUGGGAGGGGAAAGUCUUUCACACAAUACAUUUAUAAUAUCAUAUAAUCCAUGUAAUAUAACAGAUUUCGAUUAAGUUCAAUCUGUUUAGGUAUCCGUCUUUAAAACGGUUAAAAAAUGUUAGGCGUGUCAGCAAAAAUUACCUGUCAGAUAGAAAGGACACCUAAAGUUGUUUUUCUUUAAUGAUCUUGUUUAAACGCCGACCACUUACUUAGUGGUGGUCCAGUUCAACGAUGUCCGUGCUGAAGGAAGAGUUGUAUAGAUAAGUAGCUGUUCCGAUAGCUGUAUAGCUAUUUAAAGUCUUUUACCCUAUUAUAAUUUAGAUAUGGAUCGAUUUGUCUUUUAAUUUGCCGAGAAAUGAGAUUAUUCUAUACGUAAUUAUGACGAACUAAAAAGGCGAGGAAGCUAAUGAGGAAUAUCUGAGGCUUUAUAAUACAGCUAAGCUUCCCCAACUAAUGAUAAUUUGUAAUUUAACGUAUAAACUUAAAAAAAAGUUUAUGAUGUGAAAGCCUCAUGGAUUCUUUAGGGAUAUCAAAAGACAGCAUCGACGAUUAAAACUAGACUGAUUUUGUCCCUAUACUUUCUAGUUAUUCCUUGAUGAAAGACUGCUGGAAACAGAAACCUUAUGAGCGACCGAGUUUUCCAGAAUUGGUGGAAAGAUUAGAACAACUGAUGCUUCAGGAGGUGGAAUAUUUAGAUUUUAACUUGUUGGACGAGACUAAAGAUUACUAUCAGGUGACAGAGUCAAAUAUGGGGGAAAUUGACGACGAGGAGAUGUCUAUUGCAUAGUACUCCCCCAAACAUGAAUACAUGAAAUAGAUCAG
Molecule: messenger RNA, 15108 nt
Organism: Porites lobata
Lineage: Eukaryota; Metazoa; Cnidaria; Anthozoa; Scleractinia; Poritidae
Source: the annotation of a GenBank genome assembly